Messenger RNA from Pyrenophora tritici-repentis Pt-1C-BFP, 1341 nucleotides. NCBI's taxonomy places the organism in Eukaryota, Fungi, Ascomycota, Dothideomycetes, Pleosporales, Pleosporaceae. The record is from RefSeq and is a predicted model, not a curated record.
AUGAAUUCGGCCUUGCGACUAUUGCGGCCAAUUGCACGCGUGCGAUGGCGUGGUGAUAGCAGAGCAUGGACGAGGACGCGGGACGCAAGAGUUGGCAUCACGAGGACCUACGCUGAGAUUGCCGUUCCUGCAGCAGAACUUCGGUUCGGCCAACCACUGCAUGAGACGCAUCCACAUCUCCUCAAGGCUGGGGAAGUUACACCCGGAAUUACAGCCCUGGAGUACCACCAACGCCGCGCUGCCCUUGCCAAAGAGUUGCCGCCCAAUUCCGUUGCCAUACUCGCGGCGAAUGACUUGAAAUAUGCAUCAGGUGCCGUCUUCUAUAAGUUCCACCAAGACCCAGACUUCCUGUAUCUCACAGGGUUCAAAGAGCAGGAUGCAUUGGCUAUCAUAGAGAAACAUGAGGAUGGUGACCAUACUUUUCAUCUAUAUGUGCGACCCAAGGAUCCCAAAGUGGAAGCAUGGGAAGGUCCCAGGUCAGGCGUUGAAGCCGCAGAAGAUGUCUUCAAUGCAGAUGUGAGCGGUAGUAUCGACGACCUACCCCGCCUCCUCCCCGAGAUAGUAAACCGCGUGCAAAACAUCUACACCGACCUUCCCCAAAACCGCGUCUCCAAGAACCUGAUUUCCCGCUACCUGGCGGGUGCAGAACCUUCACGCACAGGUGGUAUAUAUAGCGUUUUCCGCGAAUCCCCAGCAAGCAUCAAGUCCCUACGUCCACUCGUAAACGAACUGCGUCUCAUCAAAAGCGACACAGAGAUCAAAAACAUGCGCCACGCCGGCCAACAUUCCGGCCGUGCCAUAACGGACGCCAUGCGCCAAACCUUCACCACAGAAAAAGACCUCGACUCCUUCCUCGACUACUGGUUCAAGCAAGACUCGUGCGACGGCCCUGCCUACGUGCCCGUCGUAGCUGGCGGCAUCAACGCAAACACGAUCCACUACGUCUCAAACGACAUGCAACUAAACCCCAACCACCUCGUCCUCGUCGACGCCGGUGCCCAAUAUGGCGGCUACGUUACAGACAUCACGCGUACAUGGCCCGUAUCCGACGCUAUACAAACACUCUUUCCCCACCACGUCGGUCACUACGUCGGCCUAGACGUACACGAUAGCCCCGGCCUCUCCCGAAGCAGACUCUUCGAGAAGAACAUGUGUGUGACGGUCGAACCCGGUGUCUACGUCCCAGACGAUGAGCGUUGGCCCAAGUGGGCGAGGGGCAUAGGCAUUAGGAUCGAAGACAGUGUUUGUAUAGACGAUACAAGUCCUUUUGUGCUUACUACCGAAGCCGUCAAGGAAGUUGUGGAUAUCGAGGCGUUGAGGGGGAGUGAGACCAAGAUCUGA